AUGAAGUUCGGUAAAACAUACGUGACCCAUCAGAUUCCAGAAUGGUCUAUUUAUUAUAUGAAUUACAAGCAACUUAAAAAGAUAAUCAAGUCAAUCGAUUCUGUUGCCAACACAAAUGUCGAUGAAAGUAAAUAUCCAGAAAUUAUUUCCGACACAUUAGGAUCUUUCUUCUACGAUUUAGAUAGAGAUAUAGAGAAAGUUGACUCGUUUUACAACACCAAAUUCAAGGAGUAUAAUCGUCGUUUGAAUAAAAUAUUUCAAGUUUUAGGUUAUCAGGAUGGACAAAUCACACAUAAUAUCGACUCAAACGAAGAAUUGGACGAAAUCAUCAACAUUUUGAUAGAACUUAGGGGUCUAUUCCGAAACUUGAAAUGGUUUGCCGAAUUGAACCAUAAAGGAUUUAUUAAGAUUUUGAAGAAGUUAGAUAAGAAAUUAACAUCGAUUUUGCAACAAGAUGGCGGUGUGACGGUUGGUGAUGUUUCCAACCAUAACCAAGAAGCCUAUAUGGGCAGUAGAAUCAACGCCUUGCCGUUUGCUAAUGGUACAGAAUCUACCAAUUGCUUGGAUAGUAUUCAUAAUAUUUUAUCGAGAAUUGAAACCAGAAACAAUGUUGUUCAGGAAACUAUCCCUGUGAAAAACAACGAGAAUUCGAUGAGUGCUCUCAUUAAAAAUGAUGACUUUGAAGGGUUGAAGAAACACAUUACUAUCAAAAGCUCUCAAAAGUUUUUGAUAUCUACUUUAAAUAAAGCUGCAUUGGCCAAUUCAACCAAAUGCAUCGACGUUAUUUGGAGCCAACUUGAUAUGUUAUACGAUGAUUCUGAUUUCAAUGGCAGAAACUUUUUCCAUCAACAUAUCAUUAGUUUAGGGAAGGCCCAGUUCAUUAGAGAGGAACAAAUUGUUCCUGGAGAAGUGACAAAUAGACUUAUUGGUGGCGAUAAUGGUCCUGAUAACAGUAACAAAAACGACAACCCUGUCGGAUUACUCUACAUCCUCAACAAAUUGAAACAUAAAAGGUUGAUUUUGGCUGAAGAUCACUACCAUCGUACACCAUUGCACUAUUCCUCACAGUACGGUUUGGUUGAAGUAACAAGAUAUCUAGUAGAGUUUGGAAUCAAAUGGGGGUUGAUUAAUACAUCGAUUUCUAUAGAUGAUGUUAGCAUUUGGGGAGACCAAGAAGGGUUAACACCUUUGCACUUGUCAAUUAUAGGUAAACAUCCUAAAACCACUGAAACUUUGCUUAGUUUCAAUAAGGCCCAAACUUUAACGUGUCCCAAUUUAUUAUUGUUGGCUGUUCGUUUGAAUUCACCACAAAUCUUAAACUCCCUUAUUGUUGAAGGUAACAUAGACGUCAACUACACUGAUAUAGAUCACCGCAAUGAGACAGCUUUGUACAUUGCGUCUAAAUUGAAUCAUCCUGAUUUGGUUGAGUUUUUGUUGGAAUCAAAUGCAAACACUGAGAUUGGGGAAAAUGUAUUUGGAUGGACACCAAUUUUCAUUGCUGCCAGCGAAGGGUUUAUGACAAUUGUUAAAUUAUUGAAAGAAUAUGGUGCCUUGUACGAUAUUGUUGACGAUUCAGGCUGGUUGCCAAUAGAACAUGCUUGUCUUAGAGGCCAUUUGGAUGUUACUGAUCUUUUGCUUCCAAAGAAUGAAAAGCUAUUGUUGUACGACAUGUAUCAUCCAGAAAACAAUUUGCCAAGAAUCCCAAGUCUUGCAGCUAGUCCUGUGUUGACAGGCUCAGACGAUGGUACUGUUUCCACCUCUAGUAUUGACAAACUUCCAGAACCACAGAAGAACACUGUUAAUCAAUUCUAUAAACAACUAAAAAAUAAUUCUUCCAACAAUGUUUCCAGAUCAACAUCACCAAAACGUAACAAAAGGUAUAAACCAGUGAAAUCUUUUGGUCACCGAUACUUGAAUGAAGAUGAAUCUUUGAUAUUGCUUACUUUGGGGACGACCGACUUGCGCGACACCAACGUCCCUGUUGAAUUAAACAAAGUAUCCUUAGCUAGAAGUUUUGCUACGGAAUUGGAUACUGCCUUAUCGCUAUCAAUUACUUGCCGCCAUAAAUCAACAAAUAACCCAGUGGAACCACCUGUAGUUGUUGAUUUACCGUUAGAAGAUUUCCAUGGAAGUGCAACCGACCCCAUUUCAUUCAAGUUAUCGAACAAUUUGACCGUGAAUGAUGUGAUAAUUACAUUUGAUAUAAUCCCAACUUAUCAAGUUAACAAAAAAGUAAUCGGAAGGGCAAUUGCUUUGCUUAAAGAUGCAUACACCAAAGUGGGUCCAAACUUGCGCUCGCUAAAUAAUAGCAUUGCUAUUCCAAUAAUCGAGUCAACAAAUCUCGACAUCUUAGGGACAAUCCGAUUUGAAUACUUGCAGGUCUUGCCUUUCAAGCACAGGGCCAUGAGCAUUGCAAGAAGUGACACUUACUGGAAACAACUUGUGUCCACUAGAGUAAUAGGUCAUCGUGGUUUAGGUAAGAAUUUAAGUGGCAAAAAGUCAUUACAAUUGGGUGAAAACACCGUUGAGUCAUUUAUUGCUGCUGCAUCAUUAGGAGCUUCCUAUGUCGAGUUUGAUGUGCAAUUGACAAAGGAUCAUGUUCCUGUUGUUUAUCACGAUUUCACUGUUGCAGAAUCUGGAGUUGACAUUCCAAUGCAUUUAUUGACUUUGGAACAAUUCAUGGGGUUUAAUAGACCUACAGAAAAACCUACUCAUACAGUUGAUGACGAAGUUUUAACAAGGGGUAAACAGAGGGCGCAAUCAUCGUAUCAAUUGUCAAAUAAUCACAACGACGAUAUUGACAAAGAAUUUACCAAUCAAACAGAUGAAAGAAUGAAAUUCACCAAAACAUGGAAAAACCAAGGUUACAAGGGGAACUUGAGAGGUUCAUCAGUUGCUUCUAAUUUUGUUACUUUGCGAGAGCUUUUCCGUAAGGUGCCAAAGAAUGUUGGUUUUAACAUAGAAGUAAAGUACCCUAUGUUAGAUGAAGCUCAAUUAGAAGAUAUGGGAGAAAUAGGUGUCGACUUGAAUUUUUUCGUCGAUACUAUUUUGAAAGUUAUAUACGACGAAAACACUACUGGACGAGAUAUUGUGUUUUCAUCGUUCCAUCCAGAUAUUUGCUUGUUGUUAUCGUUGAAACAACCAACUAUGCCGGUUUUAUUUUUGACUGAAGCUGGUACAGCACCUAUGUAUGAUAUCAGGGCAAGCUCUUUACAGAAUGCCGUCAGAUUCUCCAAGAAAUGGAAUUUAUUGGGUAUUGUAUCUAAUGCAUUGGCAUUGAUCAAAACACCUAGAUUGGCCCAAGUUGUUAAAUCAAUGGGAUUGGUUUGUGUUACAUAUGGUACUGAGAACAACGAGCCCGAGUUGGCUAAGAUUCAGAUGAGAGCUGGUGUUGAUGCUGUUAUUGUUGAUAGUGUUUUAGCAGUAAGAGAAGGAUUGAGGGAACAUAAUGAAACCAUGAAUGAACUUGAAGACUCCCCCACUGAAUAG
Messenger RNA from Candida dubliniensis CD36, 3489 nucleotides. RefSeq names its product glycerophosphocholine phosphodiesterase (gene GDE1). The record is from RefSeq and is a predicted model, not a curated record. Gene Ontology annotation, biological process: glycerophospholipid catabolic process. The coding region runs from base 1 to 3489 and encodes 1162 amino acids. Gene Ontology annotation, molecular function: protein binding; glycerophosphocholine phosphodiesterase activity. Lineage: Eukaryota; Fungi; Ascomycota; Pichiomycetes; Serinales; Debaryomycetaceae. The transcript has a single exon.